This is a messenger RNA of Larimichthys crocea (large yellow croaker), 436 nucleotides long. It is a transcript of the gene ndufb1, whose product is annotated as NADH:ubiquinone oxidoreductase subunit B1. The transcript has 3 exons. Gene Ontology annotation, cellular component: respiratory chain complex I; mitochondrion. The record is from RefSeq and is a predicted model, not a curated record. NCBI's taxonomy places the organism in Eukaryota, Metazoa, Chordata, Actinopteri, Sciaenidae. The coding region runs from base 117 to 293 and encodes 58 amino acids.
GUGUGUGUUUUUUUUAAAGUGACCACUGUCGUGUUCGCUGAGUUGGUACAGUCCAAUGUCCUCUGCCUGCUGAAUGAGGAGCUGAAGGCCACGGCUCGGUGUAAACAUCAGGAACCAUGGUUAACUUUGUAGCACUUGCUCGCGAGCACUGGGUGAACAUCUUGGUGCCCAUGGGCUUUGUGAUCGGAUGGUACUUCGACAGACAGCAGGACCAGAAGCUGACAGCUUUCAGGAACAAAAGUGCUUUGUUCAGCAGGGAGCUGAAGCCUGGUGAGGAGGUGACCUGGAAGUAGACUACAUCGACCUGUGGUGUGACUGACCGAUGGGUGGCCCUCAAAUCAGAAUAUUUAAGACCUCUGCAUCUCUGUUUCCUAUCAUCUUUAAUAUUUUGAGUUGUAUCAACCGACAAUAAACAUGCCCUUUCUCAUCAAAAUCA